UUUCAGCCACCUCAAUAACCCGAGCAUCGCUAGGGCGAUGCUGGUGGCCGGGUGCUUCCUGCUGUUGGCUUCUCAUUUUGUGUCUGCAGCAAGUGAAGAAUCAUUGGAUCGAACAACGAAAGCUUGGCAAGCACCUCUCCAAGCCAACGUCAGCACUCUUGUCUACGUUCAGCUGGCAUGGCGACAUGGCGAUCGAACACCGGCAGCUUCAGUACCUUUUUGUGAAGAAAGCUCUUGGAGUGAAGGGCUGGGAGAAUUGACCAGAAAGGGAAUAGUGCAAACGUAUCACCUGGGUAAAUGGUUGCGCGCCCGAUAUGGAAGUUGGUUAGGAGAAUAUUUUGAUCGCAAUGAAGUAUAUGUACGAAGCAGCGACUACAAUAGAACGCUUAUGUCCGCACUAGCAAAUAUGGCUGGAUUGUUUCCGCCAUCAAAACCAGAGAUGUGGGAUCCGAUACUGACGUGGCAACCAGUGCCUGUUCACUCUGUCCCAAGAUCUGCUGACAAGGAGCUUUACGAGGACAUCAAUUGCCCUACAGCUGCAGCUGAAUUCAGCACUGUAUGGAAAUCCGGGGUAGUCAGCAAGUUGGAGAAUGAUAACCAGGAUCUCAUCGACUACCUACGAAAGCAUGCUCAGAUGCCUAACUUUCAAUUUUACCAGCUGUGGAUGAUCUACGACAAUCUUUUUUGCAUGCUGCAACACAACGACACGCACAAAUGGCCUAGUUGGAUGAAUGCAACAUUAUUCGACCGUUUGCAAAAAUUGUACGAUGCUUCCUCUCGGAUGAAGUAUCAUACGGAGAUCUUGCGGCGUUUGCGGGGAGGCCCUUUGCUCAAAGACAUUAUCGAUCGCUUCAUUGCAAAAAGGAAUGGAAUGUUGGGUGAAAAGCCAAAGCUUUAUGCUUAUUCAGCUCAUGACACUACUCUCGCUGCUAUGCUGUCUACAUUAGGUAUCUAUCCGGAAGAUUUUCCAAAGUAUGCGACCGCGGUGUUACUGGAGCUUCACAAAAGGGAUGGAGAGUUUGUUGUGGAGGUAUAUCACAAAAAUAUGACCGACAAGGAUGAAGUGUAUCGCUAUGAAAUUCCUGGUUGUCCACAUCCUUGCACACUCGACGCGUUGAAGACCACUGUGCACAAGUAUCUUCCGGUUGACUGGAAAUCAGAGUGCGGAUUAGAUGGGCCAGAUGCCGUUACUUACAUGAUCUCUACGGCAGUCUUUGCCUGUACCACGGCAUUGUUAGGCGGAUUCCUAGCUUUAGAUCUACGGCUAUGUACCAGUUUUGUGAACGAUAAGCUUGGUUGAUCAAGGCUCAAGAAGCUAUCUGUUGGAGCAAAACAAGCUCUGCAAGUCAGCAUCCAAUUCAAGCAGGGUUGAAGCACGUAAAAUUUGAAAACAGAAUUAAAUUUUCAGUUACACAAAAGAAUUUCCGCAAAAAGCUCCCACCCUCAGUUUGCUCAUACGUACAUGCAGGAUAUGUUUUUUCAAAAUAUCAGGAAAGUUGGCUAGCGCCGCCCAAACUUGUGGCUUCCAUAAAGUACAUAAUUUCAACCUGCAGACCUUGCACAAUAGAUGUUUCGCCUUCUACAAUGGCUAGUCUCGAGGCGUAAUGAAUUUAUCACAAAAAACCCA
Molecule: messenger RNA, 1627 nt
Organism: Cylicocyclus nassatus
Lineage: Eukaryota; Metazoa; Nematoda; Chromadorea; Rhabditida; Strongylidae
Source: the annotation of a GenBank genome assembly